GUGGUCGCGAAGUGACGUUUAUUUUCCGUCUUUCCCGGAAGUGAAGCGGCUUCCCUCUUCAUACCUGGAAACGUUGGAGGUUCGCGCAGCACAUUUUUUAAAGCACACUACAAAGAACCAUGGUGUGCAUUCCUUGCAUCGUCAUUCCAGUUCUGCUGUGGGUCUACAAAAGGUUCCUUGAGCCGUAUCUCUAUCCCUUCAUCUCUCCUUUUGUUAAGCGCAUUUGGCCCAAGAAAGCAGUGCAGGAAACGGCAAAGCACGACCAAAAGAACAGCUCUGAAAAUGGAGGCGAUUUCGUGAAACAGGAUUCUUUCAACGAUCAGCCAGAACUUUAUAAAACCAAAAGCAAUGGCAUUGCAAAUGGAUUUUCUGAAAUUGGACCCAAAGAAGACUCCGACAAAAAGACAGAUUAGUUAUGCUUCUGCUGCGGGGUCAAGGCUGUUAUAGGAAAUGAACUCACAGUUUUCCCCACAUGGAUAUUUUACUGAUUGCACAUUUAUCCGAAUGGAAAUUUGGAAUAUGUAUAGACACCCAUCACCCCAGGGAGACUUGGAAUAAUUCUAGCUGUGUCCUUGAAAAUAGUUUUAAUAUAUUGUCUUGCUAUUGUUGAAAUUUGGGUGGCUGGAACCCUAAUGUGCGGUGCAAUUGAAGAGUGUUAACAGUUUUAGUGUCCAUAUUUUAUUAAAACCGUAACUCUCAAUUUUGCUACUUGUUUAAAAAAAAACAACCUAAAACGCUUCAUUGAUAAUGACUCAUACGUUUGUUUGUUUUUUUAAGCAAAAGAUCAUACAGUAGCUAAAAAGAAAGCAGCAUUGUAAAUAUUUGAACACUAAUGGUGAUCUAAUUUGUUGUUUCUAAAUUAGCAUCUGCAGAGCUGCCCCUUUGCUGAUUCCUCACAAUGGUAUAGAAAACUUUUUAAAAGCAGAUAUUACACAUGGAGGGGACAAUACCAAUACAAUGCCACAAAGGUGAAAACGUCCUUUUUGAAGCUUUUGAGCUUCUAAAGGUGAAAAAAAAGCUAAAGCUGAUAAACAAACAUAAUUCUUUAUGCAAAUUCCUGUAUUUUGGUUGAUAAUGUCUACCUCUAAUUCGAAUAACUCCCAAGACUGCCAUAGCAAAUAAACCUUAUUGUUUAUUGUUGUACCUGUAUUAUUUUGUCUGCAAUGUAGAUUUUCAGUUGGUGCAUUCUAAGAUCCAUGUAUAUUUUUCAUAAAGUAAUAGAGAAGUACAGUACUGUCUCCCAUAUGAAGUAAAGAUUACACCUUAGGAUAUGCCCAUAUAUUCCUUUUCAAUUCAAAGCAUUUUUACAGAGAACAGAUAGGUGAAUGGGAAAUGUUCUCUGGGGAUGGAGAGGUUAUUAUUUAUCUGAGAUCUGUUUUAGUGAAUAAGGAGACUACAACCUUUUGCCUAGGAAAAAUGCAAAUUUAACUGAUUUAGAAUUUGAAUAAAGCGUGAAAGCAAUAUA
This is a messenger RNA of Pantherophis guttatus, 1465 nucleotides long. It is a transcript of the gene C2H18orf32, whose product is annotated as chromosome 2 C18orf32 homolog. Lineage: Eukaryota; Metazoa; Chordata; Lepidosauria; Squamata; Colubridae. The record is from RefSeq and is a predicted model, not a curated record.